UAAAUAUUUUCUUCGUUUUCCAUUUCAAACAAUUUUCUGCCUUCAAAAGGAGUUUCCUCAUCAAUUUAAUGCAAAAAAAUGUCAAAAUAAAUCCAAAAAUUGUGAAAAUUUGUACGUCUCAUCUGUAAAUUCAAGCAAAUUUGAACGAAAGCCCGUUCAAAAAACCUCACGAGAAAUGGCAUCAAGUUCAACCUCAUCCUCGGAAUCCGACGUCGAACGAAGUCGUCAUGUCACGUCGAAGCACAAACGCAAAGAGAAAUCACACAAAAAGACGAAGAAACGAUACAAGCAUCGCUCCGAUGACGACGAAAAGGGAUACAAAAAGUUCAAAAGGAAGAAGGAAAAACGCGAAAAGCGUGAAAAACGGAAUUCGAGUGAUGACGAAGACACGAAAAAGCCUCAAGCAGCAGGUCCGAGUGUCGAAUGCCCUCCAAAAGUUGACGAAGAAAGAAAUAUCCCCAAUGCCGAAGUUGACAACUCUUACGGUCCAGCAUUGCCUCCGCAUCUCAUGAAAUCCCAAAAUCCGUCUCCAGCAGAGCCAAAAGUGAUUGGUCCUGUCAUUCCAUCGCAUCUCUUAAGCGCCGUUCAAGCAUCUCAUGACGAAAUUCAAGUACAAGAACCCAACUCCGAGCCUCAAAAUGACGAAUCGCCCAACGACGAUGACGACGACGACAUUCUCGACACUGUUGGUCCUCUACCCGGCGUCAUAAAUCCCGAACUCGAACAACGCGCUCUCGAAAUAAAACUCGGGCAUGUUUCGUCAAGUGCGAGCGGCGACGCCAACAAGGAAAAAUCUCGCGACGAAUGGAUGUUGGAGUUGCCCGAAGUGCGCGGCGUGACAGAUUUGGGAUUAACAGCGCGUCAAUUUCGCACGAAAGAACGCCCGGAUUUUAGUGAUCGCAGUCAAUGGACUGACACGCCCGCCGACAAGGAACGCAAAAAGCACGGGCAACCCUCAGCAAGGGAAAUUGCGAAAGAAGAGGAACGUCAACGGGAGCGACAAGCGAUUUUGAGUCGCGAUGCGGAACAAGAACGCAUCGCAAAGGAACACAAGAAAAAACACAAACGCGACAAAUCGCUGAUGGAUUUGCACGAGAAAAAACUGAAAAAAGCGAAGAAAGAGAAGGAAAAGGAACCCGAGGUGCGACGUCCUUUCGACAGGAAUAUCGAUCUGGCGGCAAAUCGCUUCGACGAGGCACAGAAAAAGUCGAUCAUCAAGAAGGCGCAGUUACUUGACACGCGAUUCUCGAGCGGAGCAUCCAAGUUUUUGUAGUUUUUUUUACGUUUUUUUUUUAUUAUUUGAAUACUUUUGAGAUUUUUUUUUCGAUUAAGUUUUAGCUCGUAAUACAAUACAAUAAAAAGUUAAAAAAAGGAAAUUAUUUAGUCUUAAAUUGAU
This is a messenger RNA of Culicoides brevitarsis, 1396 nucleotides long. Its product is annotated as GPALPP motifs-containing protein 1. The record is from RefSeq and is a predicted model, not a curated record. Bases 176 to 1273 code for a protein of 365 amino acids. NCBI's taxonomy places the organism in Eukaryota, Metazoa, Arthropoda, Insecta, Diptera, Ceratopogonidae. The transcript is spliced from 3 exons.